AGAUUUGGUUUGCACAAUAGUCAUUUUUUUGGACCACGUGCUUAAUUGACAACUGUAGCAUUAGGAAUACAAGCAUGUAUUCUUGAUACUGUCAUGACCUGCACACAUGUUGAGAUGAAGUGAUCUUGGUGCCUAUAAUAUCCCCCGCCUAGGCAGAAUGCUGUGGAUUUAAGUAGACCCCCAGUCGCUAUUCAAUAAAGGCAGCGGAUGCCACCCGUACGCUAUUCAUUGAAGGCAGCGAGUGUCGACGUGCCUACUGCAGACUUGACCCCUCCUGCAGCAAACUGUGACUGCCCUAACCUGCUGCUCCACCAAUCUGCUAGAUGUGUGUGUGUGCUACUGUUCACAACACGGAGUGCAUGCGGGAAGCUUAUUACAUCUGUUGCCAGUGCACGGACGACUGACUUAAUUCUUGCACAGAACUCACAUUAGGCAUCCCGGUGUUCUAUGAAAUUCCCCUACCUCGUGAAAAUCCCCUACCCUCGUCACUUCAUGUGAGGGGAAUCAGCUGGAUCCUGUGCUGCACAUGUGUGCUAGCACUCCUGCUUCUCCUCCACAGCACGGUCCUGGAAGGUAAGUAAAACUACUUUUACACUUUUUUUAUUAUAAUUAGUGCAUUCACAAAGCUUAGGACAUGGGACAUUUAGGGUUAAGCGAGGGUUCAAAUUAGUGUUAUUUUAACCUCUCUCACACGCUAUUCUUACCCUAACCCUUGGGGUAAGGGUUAAAAUAAAGUGUGAAAAAACACAAUUUAGUGUUAUUCCCCUAAUGUGAAAUAUCACUAAAUAAAAACAAGUCCCUUAUCCUAACCCUAAUUUGAACCCUAACAUUAACCCUAAAUGUCCCAUGUCCUAAGCUUUGUGAAUGCACAAUGAAAGUGUAAAACUAGUUUUACUUACCUUCCAGGACCGUGCUGUGGAGGAGUAGCAGGAGUGCUAGCAUGCAUGUGCAGCACAGGAUCCAGCUGAUUCCUCUCACCGGAAGUGAGGAGGGUAGGGAAAUUUGAUAGAACAGAGUUCCAGUCCACCCAAGUCACAUGUGCUGGUGGUACAACUGGCACCCAGCACAAAAGUGGGUGUGUCUCUGGAUGUCCAGUGUUUCAAGCAGAUACACAGCACACAUCGAUUCCUACCACCAUGACCAUUUCUGAAAGCAGAAGUGGUCAUGGUGGUUGGAUUAACUCUUUGAAUCAAGGCCUUUAUUUGUAAUUUUCUGCUAAUUUACUUUUGCAAUUUCUUGUUUUAUUCAAAUUGACUUUUUCAUACAACUUCCUCUCUGUAUACUAGGUGCUUGUAUUUUCUAACAAUAAAGGAUUUCUGUUUAGAGAAGUGUUUCAUCAUCUAGGUUCUUGCUGAGUAACAGUUGAUGGAUUUUCAGUUGUAUUUUUGUGUCUCUCAUUUAGGUCCGUGUUGCAGCAAAGUUUAUAAUCCAUGCGCCACCAGGAGAAUUCAAUGAAGUUUUUAACGGUGAGUAAUCUUCUUUUCUGCAUGUGCCUCACACCACUCAUUAAUUGCUAUUUAAACAGAACUGUUAGCAUUCAAUCAACAGUUUAUAAACUGCUAAAAUAACACAGGUUUAUUACUAGGAAUUGUAAAGGGCUAUUAGUUAUGUGUAUAGAAACUGAAUAGAAUACAUUGGCUAACUGGCCACAAUAGUUUCACAUUUUUCUUUACUCCUCUCUCCUGUACAUUUUAAGAUUCUAUUUACAUUUAACAAGACACUUGUAAAUAUGAAAAUAAAGGUUGUUUUGUAAAAAACUUUUUAUUUAUUGGUAUGUAAAUAAAAGUGGGUGAAAAUUCCUUGUCAGUCAUUACUAGGGUUUUGGAGCCAGUACAUAAAACCUUCGACUCAAUGUAUGGUACUUCCGACUCCCAAUAUUAUGUGUAGUAUUACAGUUACCGUAUUAUCGCCAAAACUAGGGUCUGACUUAUACGACAAACAUAAAGUUAUUGAUAUAAGGCCUUGUUCUAAGGCAGGGGUUCUCAACCCAGUCCUCUGGACCCCCUACCAGUCCAGGAUUUGGGGAUUACCUGGGUGUGUCUAAGGUGUUUAGAAAAAGGGGGAAAAAAACACCUUAGACUCUAAGGUGUUUUUUUUUUCUUUUUCUAAACACCUUAGACACACCCAGGUAAUCCCGAAACCCUGGACUGGUAGGGGGUCCUGGGGACUAACGUUGAGAACCCCUGUUCUAAGGUUUUAUUAUUAUACUCAAUGCUUUCACCCAUCCCAUACCUUUUCAUCAUUUCCAACUUCUUUAAUAAAGAAAAACAUUUCUGGAGUGCUUACUAUUAUUGCAUUCAUUCGAUUUAGUAUGCUUAAGACUAGGGACUAAUGAAAGUAUUUAUUUAGAAAAUUGGGCAGACUAGAUGGGCCGAAUGGUUCUUAUCUGCGGUCACAUUCUAUGUUUCUUAUGAGUAAUUAUUUACUCUUUAUGCACACAUUUUGAAAGAACUAGCAGAUGGCAUUGCAGCUUAUGGUAUAUAAUUCAUAUAUAAACAGAGCUGACUGCAGUAAAACAUUCACGCCAUCUAUCUGCAAGAAAUGGAAACUGCAUCCCAAUGGUUUUUUUUGGUUUAUGUUUACUGUCUGACCAUCAUUAGACACACUAUGGUCACCAAAACAACUUUAGCUUUUUGAAGCAGUUUUGUUGUAUAGAUCAUUUCCCUGCAGUGUCACUGCUCAAUUCUCUGGCAUUUAGGAGUUAAAUCACUUUGUUUAUGCACCCUAGUCACACCUUUCUGCAUGUAACUUGCACAGCCUUCCUAAACACUUCCUGUAAAGAGUCAGCUAAAGUUUAUACUUGCUUCAUUGCAAAUUCUAUUUCAUUUAAUAUGUAUUAUCCCCUACACUGUUGAUAGCUUGCUAGACCCCACAAAAGUCUCCUGUGUAUGAUUAAAGUUCACUUUAGAGAGCAGCCAAUAAGAACUUUUUAAAGUAAGUUACAUCUAAUUGAAACCAUUUUUUCUUUCAUGCAUGGAGUGAGUGUCACGGCCAGGGAAGGUGUGGCUAGGGCUGCAAGGACAGAAAUAAAAGGGAUUUAACUUCUAAAUGGCAGUGAAUUGAGCAAUGCGACUGCAGGAUUAUGAUCUAUACACCAAAACUGCUUUAUUAAGCUAAAGUUGUUUUGGUGACUUUAGUGUCUCUUUAAUAUUAAUAAUUAAUCGUACAAUAAAACAGAAUACAGUAAGUAAAACAAUAUAUAUAAUUUUAUUAUGAAGCAGGACUAUUUGACCACUAUUGCCUGUCUGCAUGCCUAGCCUUGGCGCAAAAGUUGCACGCUAUUUUGGGGGCCGACUUAAACGGCGAAUAUAUGCUUAAACCUACAAUACAACUUUAAUUUGGGGGGGGAGGUUUGACUUAAACAGCAUUUCAACUUAUGCAGAUACUGUUACUGUUGCACCUGCUCAGCCUUUCCUGAUAUAAAGAGAUGGAUGAUUUAUGUGGGGGAAGCUCUUGCCAUCCAUGGACAGGUUUACCGAUCCAGUAAAAAGUGCAAGAUCAGGGAGUACCUGUGAUGCUGCAGGUGUCAGUGAAACUGGAACUUUGUUACAAGAGAGAGACCUUUUUAAAAGGGGGGAAAAACACAGCCCUAGUGUGAUCCCUUGUCAGAUUAAUUUAAAAUGACUAACUUGAGUUUUAUCUCUUAUUCAGAUGUUCGGUUCCUGCUAAACAAUGACAACUUACUCAGGGAAGGUGCUGCCCAGUAAGUGUGAGCUAUUUCCUUCACUUGUUCUAAUUUAAAACAUUACAUAUCUGAAGAAAAACAGUGCUAUUUAAAACUGAAUUUAAAGGGAGACUGUAGCCAAUAGAACCUUUUCAUCUCAUUGAAUUGGUUAUAGUGGCUGGGGUCCUCUGACGCUCUCAGUUUAUUCAGUGUUAAAACCAUUUUCUUAAAACUACUUGAGAUAUGGCUAAGGCAGACAUGGGUCUGUGUAUGAUUCAUCACAGGAAUGUGUGUUUUGAUUUGCAUCUUUAAAGCGGUUUGUGGUUGGCUACUUAUGUUUUGGAAGUACAGAAGAAGGAAAUGGCAUUUAAGAAAAUUAGAAUGCAAUGCUAACACCAUAAAAUAAAAAUUAUUUGCCAAGGUCAUGUAUUGGCAGAAAGCUGUCUGCACAAAUCUCUCCAUCUAGUGACUAAAUGUCUGAAACUUUUUUUUUUUUUUAUCUUUACUAUAAGUAAUCAAAAUAACUUGGACAACUCAUGUUGCAAUCUAGGAAUAUAAUAUUCUAUAAUAAAUUGUUAAUCCUUUGUCCAACUUGUUCAUUUUCUCUUUGUUUGCAAUUGUAGUGCAUUUGCACAGUACAACUUGGAUCAGUUCACUCCUGUCAAAAUUGAUGGCUAUGACGAUCAGGUAUGAACACUGUUUGAGUCUUGUAUCUUAGAUUGUGCUUCAUUAAUUUAAGAUGCAUUUUACCAGCACCUAAACUGACAUUUGUCCAAAAGGGCUUUAUGGCAUAUUCAGAUUCAGCACUAAAUGAAGUAAAUGCAUAUGGUGAGGAUUUUAUAGUAUGUACAUGCUUUGUGAUUAUAGGAGGGUAUUUAAGCUGCAUGUUUAAAUCGUGUAUAUUCCUGUUGGUCCUUUCGUGGCCAUUCACUAUCUUACUGUAUGCACAUCUGUGAUUUUAUUGAGGCAAGUUUGUUUAAAAAAAAAAGAUUCUCUUUCUAAUGACUGUGAAAGCUUGGAUCUAGUAGAUGAAAUAUAUUUCUAUACUUUUUUAUUUCAUGUUUAUUUUUACGUACAAUGCCUAUUUCCCUGUACACUCCACUUUUUUCUUUCCCAUCCCAAAGGCUUUGAAAUUGGGUUAAUAAAAUAUCAAAUGGGGAAUUUGGAUUUUUAGGCUUCUCAAAGUACCUAUCCCUCUCCCACUUGCAAGUAUAUGCAGCAGGAUUGAUAACUUUCUGACUCUUGUACCAUUGAGCUAGUAUGUCACUGCCGAAUCAGAUAUUUGCUUUUCACUGGACCCAGGUAACAAGCUCUGGCAAGUUCAAAGAGCCCAACACCAACCAUCAGUCAUGUCACUUUUUAAACUUGCAUGGGCUCGCUCCCAGGAAUCAGCAUGUGCAAGUUGGUUCACAUCAGCCCAUUGUAGUAUAAUUCCUGGCUGCCGGUAUGACAGGGUUACUAUGGAUUACUUUUUUAAAGCCCUGUUCAGAUGUCUCAGAGUUAUUGGACUACUCAUUCCCACGUGUUGGCAAAGAAAGAUAGAUACUCUAUUUAGUGGCUCUACUCUUAGGUGGAGCUGUAGUAUAGCUAUAUUGGAGGAGGAAGUUGCACAUUUGCGUUAAAGGACAUAUUCCAAGGUACACUAUAAAACAUCUAUUCUCAUUCUGUUUGUGUUUUAUUGUAGGUAUUAAUAACAGAACAUGGUGAUCUUGGUAAUGGGAGAUUCUUGGACCCGAAAAAUAGGAUUUCUUUCAAAUUUGAUCACUUAAGAAAGGAAGCGAGUGAUACGCGGCCCUAUGAAGGAGAAAAUGCAAUUGAAUCUUGGAGAAACACUGUAGAUGCUGCCACAAGAUCCUAUGUUAAAGACCAUUACCCUAAUGGGGUUUGCACUGUAAGUUUCACAAUAAUAUGCUCACAAAUAAAUAUAUAUAUUAUUUUUUAUUUAUUUUUUCCUCUUAUUAGGCAUGAGUUAUUGUUGAAUUUACAAUGAGACCGCAUCCCCUUCUGCCCUUGUUAUACUGCUCAGUACACACCAGCAAGACCUAAUUAUCAGUAAUCUACUCCAGUUUGCCUGAGGAAAAUUUAGUGUCUAUAUGACUGGUUCUCAUGCCACAUACAUGUUGAAUUCAGGGCUAGAGCCGCGCGCACAUUCGAACAGUACAUAGGAAAUGCUUUCCUAUGGACGUUCUACACGCUGAAUGCGAAUUUCGCAUGCAGCGUCACAGAAGCGCCUCUAGCGCUGCUAUGUUUACAUCUGAAGAGUUAAAACCUGGGGAACCUGGCACCCAGACCGCUUCAUUGAGCUGAAGUGGUCUGGGUGACUAUAGUGUCCCUUUAAACAACCAGGAAGUAAUGACAUCCAAGGAGUAUACCAAGUUUAAUUUAUAAAAGUGCCAGUUUCUACCGAAAUCUGCACAGUUUUUAAAACGAAAUAAGGAAGCUAAAGUGUUUUAGUUGUUUGCAGUGUUAAUAUAAUAAGCAUGAGCAUAUCCUAUUAUUUGAAUUAUUCCUUUUAAUCGUUACCCAGUAAUUUCCAAAAUCAAUUAAUGAACUGGUUCAUAUGAUCUUUUUCAACUAUAGGCAAUUUUAUUUUCUUCUCAAGCCACUAACUGAUUUCAUAUAUGGACCACAAAUUGUAAUUUUUCAUAGUUUGACUAUGCCUUGCAAAAUAUGCUUCACAUAAAAUGGAAGAUGUUUCUCUGAGCUAUAUCUCUGUCACACUAACGAGUAUUGUGAUUGUUGAACUUUAGAAAAUGCCUAGGAUGGAGUUUGAUAGAGCAAUCUGAAUGUCACCCUCAUGAAUUUAGAAAGGUCAAGCUUCAGUUGUAAUGCAGUGUAUGAUAACUGUAAGGAAUGUUUUGUCACUCACUGUUAAAUUGUGCACUUGAUUCACCUCAUAUGCCAACACUUCAAAAUAAUGUUUUGGUUAGAGGAACAUUCAAAACAUCAGAACCACCAAAGCUUGCUGUAGUCAAACUAUUUAGAAUGGUUUGACUUUGUGCCUGUGGUCUGCUGGGUGUUGCCCUCAUCCUUUUCUUAGCACUGGAACCAGGUCAUGGCUGAGAAUGUCCUCUGUAAGCUGCGGCCUGCGCCUUAGCUCAGGAUAGAAAGCUCCCCUGUAGCUGUGAUGAAAGCAGGGAGCGAUGACUGCAAACUCAAGUAAAAGGUCAAUCUGUUUUAAACUGUUUGACUACUUACUGUUGGGGAGCUCUAGGUCACUACAUGCACCAUAACCUCUACAAUGCUCUGUAGUGGUUAUAGUACUUUGAGUGUGGUGUUUUUUUUUUUUUGUUUUUUUUAAGCUUCUAAUUUUUCAUCUCUCAGCAUUUAUUAUGUUAUUAAAUGUAGUAUUUAUAAACCUUCAAUAUACGCUGCACUACGUGUUUUGUUCACGUUCCUUAUAGUUUUAUAAAACUGAGUUAGAGAGUGGUGAAUUAUUAUGCUGUAGUAAGGUGGAGAAUAGGGUGUCUAAAUCCAAAUCUAAAUAAAAUCUUUAUGAAAACUUCAAUUGCAUUGAGAUUUGACUCAAACUCCAAAGCAACAAAAGACAUUGUAAGACCAAUUAAGAGAGCUACAGGAAGUUGUUAUGGAUUAACCCACUCAAAAAAAUACCUUUCCCAAUUUGUGGUUGGCCUUAUGUGGUUAACAUUGGAGUAACAUUAUUGGUGAUGACACUUUUUUUUUAAUUUACAUAUUUUAAAAUGUUAUGUCCAAUUAUCGCCCUGUUGUAGAACAACAUAUAUAGGAAAUGGCAAGGAUUUCCUGCAAAUCUACCCCUGUGAAAGAUGAACAUGAUUUCUGUUAAUAGAAAAAUGAGCAAGUGAUGUUUAAGCAAAGUGUUGUGCCUUAAAGACCCAAAAAGUUUGAUGUUCUCUAGAGAACUCGCAUGAAAACCACUUCAUGCAGUUGUUAAAACAAACUCUCAUGUCCAAUUGUAGAUUUGAGAGUUAGUCAGGAUUCUAAAUUAAUGUUCUAUAUUUAAACAAGUAUUUUCGCUUUUGUCAAGGUGUACGGCAAAACAAUUGAUGGACAGCAAACCAUAAUCGCUUGCAUAGAGAGUCAUCAGUUUCAAGCAAAGAAUUUCUGGUAAGUAUAAAAACUAUAAACUGUGCCAAAAAUUCUUCAACAAUGAGAGCACAUGCAUGCCUUUCAGACUUUUUAAAGUGGUUUGUUGCGGUUUAUAAGUAGAUUUGUCAUGCAGAAGGUUGUAGUAAUAUUCUAAACCCUAAUAAAGGGUGAUAUUGGGCACCAUAAUUACUACAUACUGAUUUAGUGGUUAUGGUGCCAUUAGGCUGUGUGUGCUGUCCCAAGUUCUUUGUCAAUCCAUGUUCGAAUAGAAUUUCAGCUUGAGCAGUUCUGCUAAACAGGGGCUGUCGUCACCACGAAGGUAUUUAUGGCAUAUCACUAUAGUCCUCAGAACCAAUACAGCUUAAUGUAGCGGUUCUGGUGUCUACAGCAUGUCUCUGUGGUGUUAGCAUUGCUGGUUAGUAACACCUCUAGUGGCAGUCACUCAGCCAGCCACUAGGGGUGCUUCCUAGUGAGUAGCACUGGCGUUCAGCGUCUCCACAUUCUGCAUGGAGACACCAAAACAUUCCCUGUACAGAUGCAUUGAUUCAAUUGCCACGCUAGCGCAAUAGCCUCACAGUGCUUUCCUAUGGGAUGUGAAAUGAAGGGUGCAGAAAAUUUGAAGGUAGUAUCAAAUGAAUACACUGUGCAUUAAACGAUUUUCCAAUGGUAUGGCACAUCAGGGUUCCUUGGGCACCUGUUCCCUUGCUGUCCAGUGUCAAUUUUGCCCAUGUUUGGAUGGGAUUGAUUGAUUAUCUUGGCUGACGCACUGAGCCAGUGUUUGGGCGAAAUUGAUUAGUAGAUAUGCUUUAAAAGUGCAAAACAGACAGGCUUCCAUAGUGUUAUGUCUUUAUUAUAUGCAAUGGAAAAAAGAAUUAAAAAGCAGUCUGGCAAAUUGUGGGUGGAAGCCACCCACAGAGGAGGACUUGUGGUGGUACUUGGUGGCCAAAGCAGGAAGUUAGUAUACAUGGAGUACAAGGCUCUUUACGGCAGGUCUUUCAUAACAUUUAUUAAAAUAAAACAUUGAACUUUCUCUAUUGGCCUAUUUCUAUUGUCUAUUUCUAUUAACCAGACACAAUGCACAGGGUACCUUUUUAAUUAUCUUUUUCCUUAUUAGGAGGUGGUAGGAAUGCACAGUUCUAGUAUUUUUGCAUGUUGUAGUAAUAACCGAGUAGUGAACCUCUAUCUUAAUUGUUAAGGUACUGGAGAUUACCCUUUUUUUAAAUUUUAAGUGCUAUUAUUUAAGUUGUUGCUGUUACAUUGAUUGCAUUUAAUUUAUUCUCCAGGAAUGGACGUUGGAGGUCAGAAUGGAAGUUUACAAUCACACCAUCAACUACAAAAGUGGUUGGCAUUUUAAAAAUUCAGGUAAUGAAAACUAUUUUACUACAAUUUCUUUGGAAUUCCUUAUUUAAAGGGACACUAUCAUCCCCAGAACAGCUACAGGCUGUUUGCAGUAAACACUGUCUUUUCAGAGAAAAGGCAGUGUUAACAUUACAGCUUAGGGGCUCCUCCAGUGGCUUCCUUGGGCAGUGCUGCUUUCUGGGGCAGUGCUGUCAAUCAGUGUCUCCACCCUCUGCGUGGAGAUGCUAAACUUUGCUUAUAGAGAUGCAUUGAUUCAAUACAUCUCUAUGCAGAGAUGCUGAUUGGCUAAGGUGGUUGGUUCCACCCCCAGCUUGCUUCCUUGUUUGAGAUAAUCAGAAUUGACAAUCUCAGAGAUCAUUGCUUCUGAUUAUGUCAGCCACAGAGGCAUAUCCAGGGCACAGCCAGCACCAGCAGACUGGGAUAAAGGUAAAAUUUUACUAUAGUGUCAGGGAUACAUGUUUGUGUUCAUGACCCUAUAUUGUUACUUUAACUAUCUUAACCAAUUCUGGGUCAUAGCACAUGUGCUCUAGUAUUUAAUGUUUUUUUUCCUACAACUUUUCUACCUUAUUAGUAUUAUGAGGUUGAUAAUAGCUGAUGAUCCAAAAUCUGUCGGUUAACAUUGUGUGUGUUUAUAGAAAUAUUACCGAAAACUGUUUACAAAAUAUUGAAGUAAGGUGAACAGAAUAAAAUAUAAAUAUGUCGGUCCAAAAAAUGUUUGGUUCACAAAACAUUUGUUUUGACAACAGAAAUCAUAUGACUGAAAAUGUGUUUUUGUUUUAUUUUUUUAUGGGGAUGAUAUUGAAUAUAGCGGUCUUUAAAAAAUCUGCAAUAUAUUUCACGUCAAGUAAUAAUAGAUUGUAUUAAUAGGUCCAUUAUUAUGAAGAUGGUAACGUGCAACUUGUGAGCCAUAAAGACGUAGAAGAGUCAUUAACAGUGUCUGUAAGUACAUCUGGAUCUGCUAGAGUUGAAGUGGUUGUUUUGAUCUUUCUCUCUGUGUUGUAUUGUGUGUUUGUAUGUGCUAGUAAGUAACCUCAAAGCUGACUGCAUAGAGAAAGUAUAUAGUUGGAGACUGCACCUUACUCUGCAAUAUAGAGUUAAGUUUAACAUUUUUGUAUCCGAUCGAAACAGAAGUUUUAAAUGUGUGUUUUUCCCCUUUAAAAGCAGCACUGCCCCCCAUGAAUUCUGCAAAGUCCUUGGAUGGUGACAGUGCUGCUUUAAAUGGUUUACUUAGCAUAAUUCUAAUGUAAGUAAACAAUGUAAAAUACAGAGCUUUCUUUGAAGCGUUGACACUGCUUUCUUCAACCCAUUAGUUUAAUUACACGUGGGAUCAUGUGGAAUUACUGUGUGGUUUGACUAAAGCCCCUUUUUCUUGAGAUACAUGACUACGUAGCCUUGUACGAUUAUAAAGUGUGCCUUUUUUAGUGUGUGUGUGUUUAUUAAAAUGUACAAGGGAGCAACACCAUUAUGCAAUUUAUUUAUUUUUAAUUUGUUUAAUUUUUUUUUUUUAAUUCCAUCUAAUCCCUUUUUCAUUUUAGAAUGAAGUCCAGACUGCUAAAGAAUUCAUUAAGAUCAUAGAGGAUGCAGAAAAUGAGUAUCAGGUUUGUACCUAACGCUAAUAUCCCAUCAUGGUUAGCAAUACAGAAAUGGGUUGGAAAAACUCAUUGUUUUUGUGUUUGUGCUGUUUAUAUUUAACCAUUCCAAUCUCAUGGUAACAUUUGUAGGUUGUAAAUAUGUAUUGCAUAGUACUGUGACAUGAUGUUGGCAAUCCUAUCACAGAACUUUUGCUUGUCAUCAAAAUAUAAAAGAGAGCACCUUGGAGCCACAUUACACUUACCACAAAUUAAUAAAUUUGUGAAAUUUAAAUAAAUCAAAAAUGUUGCCAUAUGUUUAACAUAGUGUGUUGGUAGUCUUACCUGUAAUUAAUAUUUAACCAUUGAAUUAUUUUUGAUUUUGUAAACCACCUUUUUCAUUGUAUGAUGUGUGUGAAUAUAAAUGAGAGAGAGGAAAUUAUCAAGUUAAAAAAUACAACUAAAAUUGGACCUGAAAGCAAAGCUAAGUUUGAGAAUUUUUCUAACUUCACUAUUUUAGUCUAAAAUUCCUGAUUUAUUUUUUUAACUUUCGUGACGUAGAGUUACAAUUUUAAUAAAGACAGGAGGCAAGUAUUAUGCUUUAACUUUCCUUAAUACUCUUAUAGCAGCAAAUAUGAAAAACUUCUUGAAAUAAUGAUUUAACAAUAGAACAAUUUGAAAUGCUAUGAACAUACCUGCUGUUAACAUAUCAACCAUUCACAGCCAAGUCCAGUCUAAGGCUCCCACAAUCCUUUAAUUCUAUAAAUUGGAGAGGUUGUAAAUGAAAUGUCUUCCCUCUGGGUUAACCUCUUAGCAGUGUAAGUCUCACUUUUGAUAACUGCAGUUUAAACAUACUGCUUCACAUUUUAUUUCAUCUGCAGACUGCGAUCAGUGAGAACUACCAGACUAUGUCGGACACUACAUUCAAAGCCUUACGUCGGCAGCUGCCAGUUACACGUACGAAGAUUGACUGGAACAAGAUUCUUAGUUACAAAAUCGGAAAAGAAAUGCAGAACGCCUAA
Pelobates cultripes (western spadefoot toad) is the source of this 11681-nucleotide messenger RNA. The record is from the annotation of a GenBank genome assembly. NCBI's taxonomy places the organism in Eukaryota, Metazoa, Chordata, Amphibia, Anura, Pelobatidae.